Rhinichthys klamathensis goyatoka is the source of this 2586-nucleotide messenger RNA. RefSeq names its product dpy-19-like 1, like (H. sapiens) (gene dpy19l1l). The record is from RefSeq and is a predicted model, not a curated record. Lineage: Eukaryota; Metazoa; Chordata; Actinopteri; Cypriniformes; Leuciscidae. Gene Ontology annotation, molecular function: mannosyltransferase activity. The transcript has 22 exons. Gene Ontology annotation, cellular component: nuclear inner membrane. The coding region runs from base 149 to 2341 and encodes 730 amino acids.
CCCGCUUCAUUCAACAGAUCACUGAAGUCCCAGAGCUCUCAAACUGUUCAGAGACACAGAUGUGAGGCGUUUGGAAGAGUGAAACAACUGAUUUUAUCGCGUAUCUACGCUCCUGUUGUACCUCUAUUACGGACAGAAGUAUGAAAACAUGGUAGCUAAAACGAGAAAACCAAAUGCCAAGGACCAGAGCAGCGAGAAGGACAGGAGUCAGUCCGUCUCGGGGAAAAGCAGGCGUGUGAAAGAUGGGAAAGGCUCUGCUUACCAGAGUAAAAACGGACUUUUUGCUGGGUUCAUUAGAAACAAAUUGGGGUUGAGCCCAUCUGCUUUUGCAAGAGGCAUAACUGUGCUGGUUCUCGCUGUUAUUGCGGCAUUUUUACACUGGUAUCAUCUCUCACAUCUAUUUGAAAAUGACAGACACUUUUCACACAUGUCGUCCUUGGAAAAGGAGAUGGCUUUUCGAACGGAGAUGGGACUGUAUUACUCAUAUUUCAAGACCAUCAUUGAGGCUACUUCCUUCAUGGAUGGUCUUUACAUGAUCAUGAAUGACCGGCUCACUGAAUACCCUCUGGUGAUAAACACUCUAAAGAGGUUCAACUUGUACCCUGAGGUGGUCUUGGCCAGCUGGUACAGAGCAUUCACCAGCACAAUGGAUUUCUUUGGGUUCCCUACCAAGAUGUGUUGGACCAUCAACAGAGGAGAGGGUAUGGAUCCAGUGGAGAGUUGUGAAGGUCUGGGAGACCCUGCAUACUUCUAUGUCACCUUUGUGUUCCUGUUAAAUGGGGCGAUGAUGAGUCUGUUCUUUAUUUAUGGAACAUAUCUAAGUGGCAGUCGACUGGGUGGCACUGUUACGGUUCUGUGUUUCUUCUUUAACCAUGGAGAGAGCACUCGGGUCAUGUGGACGCCACCUCUGAGAGAGAGCUUCUCUUACCCCUUCCUGGUUCUGCAGAUGCUUCUGCUCACAUGCAUCCUCCGGACAAGGAACCCAAGCAAGCAUACAAUGAUGGCUCUGGGAAUCUCCAAUGUUUUCUUCAUGCUGCCGUGGCAGUUUGCUCAAUUUGUCUUACUUACCCAGGUUGCAUCCCUUUUUGCCUCAUAUAUCCUGGGAUAUCUGAGUCCGACGAAAAUGCAGUCCAUCUUAGUGACACACAUGAUCUCCUUGGCCGUCUGUUUUCUGCUAAUGUUCGGGAACUCGAUGCUGCUGACGUCCUUCUACGCCUCUUCACUGGUUUCUAUCUGGGGGGUUAUUGCACUGAGGGACCGUUUGAUUGGUACGUUCAAACCGGGAAUCUUCACAUGGGUCAUGCAGUGUCUUGCAUGGGUGGUCUCCACUGUCAUCCUGAAAUUCAUGCUUUCUGUGAUCUUUGGGGCAUCAGAUGAUGCCCACAUCAGCAGCCUUAUCAAAUCCAAGUUCACAAGCUACAAAGACUUUGACACGAUGAUGUACACGUGUGCAGCUGAGUUUGACUUCAUUGAAGCAGAGACUCUCAUCCGGUACAUCAAAACCAUGCUGCUUCCAGUUAACAUGCUGAUAGUGGGUUUUAUUGCUGGAAGGACUGUGCUGGAUGUUAUUAAUUUCCUCAAAAAUGAGAAGGCAGAAAAGUCAGAGGAUGAUGAAACAGAGCAGGCCCAGGUGUUGGCGAAAGGAGUGCUGGUGUACCACAGUCUGCAGCUGGUGGCGUUUGCAGUGCUGGCUGUGCUCAUCAUGAGACUGAAGCUCUUCCUCACUCCUCAUAUGUGCAUCAUGUCCUGUUUAAUCUGCUCCAGACAGCUGUUUGGCUGGGUAGGAGAGAAGUUUAAACUUCAGAUGACAGUCGUGGGAAUAUUGUCCAUCAUGGCAGUUCAAGGAUUCGCCAACCUGCAGAAUCAAUGGGGCAUCAUAGGAGAAUUCAGUAACUUCCCUCAAGAAGAGCUCCUGGAGUGGAUCAAGGACAACACAAGCCCUAAUGCUGUGUUUGCUGGUGCUAUGCCCACCAUGGCAAGUGUGAAACUGUCCACAGGCAGAGCCAUAGUAAAUCACCCACACUAUGAAGAUGCGGGAUUAAGAGAAAGAACAAAGAUGGUGUACUCCAUGUACAGCCGAAAGCCAGCUGAGGAAGUAAAGCGAAACUUAUUAAAGCUGCAGGUGGACUAUUUCAUCUUGGAGGACUCAUGGUGCACCAGACGCUCCAAACCCGGCUGCAGCAUGCCUGAGAUCUGGGAUGUGGAGGACAGCCAAAAUGCAGGAAAAGUGCCACUUUGCACUCUCAUGUCGAGGGAUUCUCGUCCUCACUUCUCCACCGUCUUUCACAACAACAUUUACAAAGUCCUUCGAGUUCCCAAAACAGUGAGAGAUAUGAGAUAACAGCAGAUUUCCCUCAACGUUACUGUUUUGUGUCUUUGAUACGUGUGUAUAUACACAGCAAUGAUUAUUUUUGUAAAAGUCAGAUCUGUUUUUAUUGAGACCUGCUUCUGCCACUUUGGUGUCCGUUUUGUUUUGAUCAACUGUAUGAAAUGUUUAAACCGUGGAGAAUCAGGUGAUUCACCGCCGAGAGUCCAUCAGUAUUGAAUCUGCCUUUAACCUUCUGCUCUCAUGCUUGUUGAAAUGUA